Molecule: messenger RNA, 1143 nt
Organism: Filobasidium floriforme
Lineage: Eukaryota; Fungi; Basidiomycota; Tremellomycetes; Filobasidiales; Filobasidiaceae
Exons: 3
Coding region: 1-1143 (380 amino acids)
Source: RefSeq, a predicted model, not a curated record
AUGCGACCAAUCAGUCUGAUUUUCGAGGACCCGUUAUCUUCCUACGGUUAUCCGCGCUCUGACCUCGAGACAACGGCUGAGGAAAAGCUUUCCUCUCUGUGUGCCAACUGGACGCUUGAGGGUGCGGAAGAUCUCCGGGAAUGGUACUCCGUCAACGUCGACAGUUUGGACAUGGAAUUGUCAGACUUGCGUGAAUCGGAAAACAAGGCUGCACCUUCCGUUGCGUCAACGGACACAACAGGGGGUAGGCGUCGCCGCAAGAGAGCCGAGUACUACAACACACUGCGUCGGUUGAAAGUAUGCAUCAUACACGGUGUCUACGUGAAGGGGGGUUCUGAGCUUGACAAGGAGAUAGGAUUUGAGAAACGGAACCUCUUUGAAGGGUGGAAAACUAAACUUGAGGAGAAAUAUGAAGACAGUCGCAAGGUACUGCCUGAUGACUCUGCGUGGAAAAAGCUCUGGAACGCUUGCUGGGCUGCCAGGGUCGACCCGAGAGAUCUCCAAGGAGGAACGAUGUUCGAGUGGUUCUGCUCAUUGCUCGAGCAAUUGAGUUCCAUCGAAACUCCAGAGGCCGCCCCUGAAGACACCCUGUUCAGUCCCGCUCUGGAAAACGGGGACGGAGCGCAGGGCAAGGCUGACAGAGUUUGGCUGCAACUGAAGGGGGUUCUCGAACCUAUCGAUCCUCCUCGAUUGCGCAAUUUCAGGUCAUCCCAUGCCGAAGCGCCUCCGAUGUCUACACUAUCUGUAUUAGCUUCAAAAGCGGACACCGCCCAGCCGAAACCUGAUUGGCUGGAAGUUGCCGAUCGGGGUAAUGCUGUCAUCGCGGCCAAAGCUUACAAAAACGGAAGAAAGUCUUCCUGGGGGCUGGACGGUAUCUCCUUGGCGAUGGUUCGGAACGACCUCGAGAAGCACAAGGCAGCUUAUGAGGUAAAGAAGAAAACCUCACUUCGUGACCUCGACCUGGAACUCUUAGCGAGCGCAUGCUUCGCUUCCGGAAAGCUCAGAACUCUGUCAGAGAGGGGCUUCGAAUAUUUCAGUGAAGAACUAGGCGUAGUUAAAGAUGCGAUCCAAACGCCAUCUGGGUCUUCUGCAACCUGCACCGCCGAAGACAUGGGCAAGGCCGGAAAAAUCAAAGUUGAUUAG